Molecule: messenger RNA, 936 nt
Organism: Sorex araneus (European shrew)
Lineage: Eukaryota; Metazoa; Chordata; Mammalia; Eulipotyphla; Soricidae
Product: vomeronasal type-1 receptor 4-like
Exons: 1
Coding region: 1-936 (311 amino acids)
Biological process (GO): G protein-coupled receptor signaling pathway
Cellular component (GO): membrane
Molecular function (GO): pheromone receptor activity
Source: RefSeq, a predicted model, not a curated record
AUGGACUCCAGCAACCUGGCCAUAGGAAUGAUCUUCCUUCUGCAGACCACAGUGGGAAUCUCAGGGAAUUUCUGCCUUGGUCAUUAUAUCUUCCUGCGCUUCACCACAUGCAGGAGGAGACCCACGGAUUUGAUUCUCCAGCAUCUGAUCAUCGCCAACUUCUUGGUUAUUGUCUCCAAAGGAGUCACCAAUACAAUGGCAGCACUUUGGCGAACCUACUUCUUCACUGAGGUUGGAUGCAAACUUGUAUUCUAUGUCCACAGAGUGGGAAGGGGAGUGUCCAUUGGCUCCACCACCCUCUUGAGCCUCUUCCAGUUCAUCACCAUCAGCCCUCCAAACUCCAGGUGGGCGGGCAUCAAAACUAAACUUCCCAGGUGGGUUGGCAUCUCCAGUUUGUUCUGCUGGGUGCUGUUUAUAUUAACAAAUUUAGUUACUCCAUUACAUGUAACUAGCAAAUGGAUCAGCAGAAACAUUACGACAAUUAAAGAUUUGUGGUACUGUAACAGCGUCCUCAGGGACGAAGUCACCACCUCACUCGCCUCAGCACUGCUCCUACUCCCCGAUGUGCUGUGUUUGGGACUCAUGCUCUGGGCCAGCAGCUCCAUGGUUCUCAUCCUGUACCGGCACAAGAAGCGGGUUCAGCACCUGCACAUGACUCCCUUCCCCAGAUGUGCUCCAGAAACCAGAGCGACCCAGAGCAUCCUUAUGCUGCUGAGUGCCUUCGUCUCUCUGUACACCCUCUCCUGCAUCCUUCAUGCUUGUCUGGCCGCCAUCAAGAAUCCGAGUCUGUGGCUGGAGAACGUCUCAGUCCUCAGUGCUGCAGGUUUCUCCACCAUCAGUCCCUACAUUCUCAUGAGCCAGGAAUCCCAAGUGCCCUGCUCCUGCUUGGCCUGGCUGAGGAAGACACCAUCCCUGACAUGGUCCUGGACAAGGUGA